UGACUGCUUUGUGCCGCACUGACUGUAAUUUGACUGCCGCCCUCAGAGUAUCAGUCAGUCGGCUUUUUUUCAGUCUGUGAGUGAAGUGCACCUGGAAACUUCAUUUUUAUCCCCUUCCCAAUAUGUCCAUCAGUCGGAAAAACUGGUCAGCUUUGUCCAGCCUCGCUCGUCAGUGGACGAUGGAGGACGAGGAGGAGGUCGAGAGGGAGAAGAGGAGGAGGGUGAAGAGCUCCAGCACCACCGCCGACCCAGAUUCUGACCUGAGUCCUACAAAGAGAAACACAACCACCAGUGACGGCACCACUGGGACAGACUCCAGUGAGACGUCCCAGGGCCUCAGCAGCGUGGAGCAGAUGCAGCUGGACUUUGUGGAGAUGCUGCGAGUGCGCGACGAAAAGAGGAGGAUGAGGCACGUGGAGACGCUGAGACGACAGAAGGAGGAGGAAGAGGUGGAUGAAGGAGAGGCCGGCAGAGGAGGAAGUGGCAGAGUGGAGAUACUGGGAGACCUGGAUGAGGAACAAGGCAACAAUACAUUCAAAACACAACCGCCUUCAAAACCACCCAGCAGUCCCAUCAACAACAGCAGCAGCAGCAGCAGCAGCAAAACCAGAACUAUCAUCACAAACAGACAACAUGAAAAUGGAGAGUCGUCGGGUAAGGACCCUGAUCCUAAAACGUCAUCCACCCCGACCCGCAAGUUUGUCAGUUCUGUCUCCAUCUCACUGGACAAGAGUCCCUCCGUCAGCGGUAGCACAUCUCCCAUGAGCCCACGCUCUCCGACAGCACCCCGGUCGCCCCGGGAACACUGGCCUUCACCCUGCCAGAGUCCGUCUCCUCGGGGGGUUAGAGGCCUUCUUCAGAAUGGACACGCUCAGGAGACCAGUUUGAAUGACUCUUCCGCCAAUGGAAACUUUGAACCGACGGCCAAACCUGCCUUUGUCAGACAGAGCUCCAGGACUGUAUCUUUCAGGAUGAUGAGAAAGAAAGAAGAGGAGACUUCACCGCUGCAGAGGAGUGCAAGUGUGAGGAUGGCCUCCAAGAAGUUUGAAUGCAAUACAGACCAAGAUGAAGAUGAAGACAAAGCAUCAUCUUUCCAGAGAAACUCCAGACAGAGGAUUUCAUCCAGAUCCAUCCAGGAGAAGAUGGAGAGACUGGCUCAGGCUGCACAGAAAUCAGAAGCGACGCGAUCUCCAGACAUGACCCAGAGAUCCCUGUUUCUUCUGGACGAGGUGUCCAGGAAGAGAGGCCUCUUUGAGAAGGAGCAGCCGGCACAGAGUCUCACCAGUCCGGGAGUUUCCAGACAGGAAUUUAGGAGCUUCACGUCAGGAAUGUCCGACCGGAUCAACCGCUGGAUGAACAAGGCAAACCAACCAGGGUCUUCACAUGGUCCUUCGGACUUGAGACACGUGGACAUCAAUAGUAAGAGGAGCUUGUUUGAGAACAGGGGGGAGGAAAACGUCUCAAAAGGCACCCCUGGAAAAAUCUACAAGUGAAGGCCGGUCAUUUAUUAUGCUCAACAGGAUUUCUAAUACAGCAUGACGAGAGACGGCGAUUGAGGGAUGAUUAACGGAUGCCAUGACUGACUGAUUUUCUUCUUUUUCUUUUCUUUUUUUCUUCACUGCUAAUGUGAGCAACCAGCAGGAGUCACCGAGGGGAAAAAAAGUGUUGCGUUGUAGCUUUAGAGGACUGAAAUGGAAGACACAGCUUUUAAAGUUAGGAGGCUUCUAUCAUUUACUUCUGCAUUGCUUCUCGAAGUAUAAAUAUGUCUUAUUUCAAAUGCUGAAUGUUAAAAGUCAGAGUGAGGAAAGGAGUUAAAAGGAAUGUCGACAUGAGAGGAAGAGAAAGUGGGAGAAAAAGGAAGGGCGGUGGUAUUUGUUCUUUCAAAAAAAGAAAAACCUUUUCAUGUGUUUGCAUCUGUGUAAUUUUCCAAGCACUUUAAAAGGGUGAAGGUCUUGAUGAUGUCUGUGUGCAUUGAACUUGAGCACUGCUCGAGUUGUAAUUGUAUGUUUUAUCUAAUCUGCCAAACAUAAUUUUGUGUUUCAUCUGGACUCGUGGACAAGAUUCUGCCUGUCUGAGGAAUAAAAUGUUUUCCUACUACAAA
Messenger RNA from Amphiprion ocellaris (clown anemonefish), 2101 nucleotides. RefSeq names its product ladinin (gene lad1). The transcript is spliced from 14 exons. The record is from RefSeq and is a predicted model, not a curated record. The coding region runs from base 123 to 1493 and encodes 456 amino acids. Lineage: Eukaryota; Metazoa; Chordata; Actinopteri; Pomacentridae. Gene Ontology annotation, molecular function: structural molecule activity.